UGGCGGAAGGCGGUAGGCGAAGUUGUCGACAUGCAAACAUAAACCCCGUGCUGCUACGCUCCUGCUUGGGAUUGUACCUCACCUAUUCUAUUCUUUAUUAUUAUUGUUGUUGUCAUUCGCGACGACAACAACCUCUGCUCUAUUCGGUGUUUGUUCUUUUUAAUCGAAGCAAGUACAACCCACCAACAAUCCCGUGAAAACUGCCUUCAAAUCCCUGCGAAGGAUGCAGCCUCAGUCGGAGCACAUGAACACGGUGGAGCUCCGCUACGUGGACUACCCGACGGCACUGUUGCUGCGGAUGAACGAGCUGCGGAUCGCCGGUCACUUCUGCGACGUGACGGUGGAGGUGGACGGUGUCCACUACCGGGCACACCGCUCAGUGCUGGCCGGUGCCAGCAGGCUCUUCGAAAACCUCUUCACGCAGCACCAGAGCCAACCAAUGAAGCUCUACCGCCUGGACUUCCUCACGGCGCGAGCCUUCGGGCUUGUGCUCGAGUUCCUAUACACCGCCUCGCUCAAGGUGGAUGUGGGCGACCUGGAGGUGCUGCGAUCGGCCGCGCAGAUCCUCCAGCUGGGACCGCUCGAGCAGGUGUGCGGGCUGGUGCUGCAGCAGGGUGUGGUAACUGCCGUGACGAGCUCCUCCGCCGCCGUGUCUGCCAUGUCGGGGCUCACCGUGAGUCAGGUGGUGGAGGGAGACGAGCUCAUGUCGCAGCAGAUCGACGGCGAGGGCCAGGACAUCGGCGAUGGAGGGUUCUGUGAGCCGUACACGGUUGAGACGACCGCUGGCUUUGAUGUGCAGGUGUCGACGCAGGACGCGGUGAACCAGUCGCUCUCAGACAUUGAAAAGCACCUCGUGUCCAUUGCCGAGGGCCGGGACAUAACACUGGAAGUCCCUCAGGAGCAGUCGGAUGAGAGUGUCUGCAAGGUUUUUAGCGAUGCUUCUGAGCAUCAGCAGCAACAGGAGCAGCAAGAAAUUAUGGACAUGCUGGGUCAGCAGAGCAAGGAGCUGCAGCUUGAGACUGAAAUGGCCCAGCCUAGUGGAGAAGUGGUGGUGCUUCCUGUGAAUGAUUUUGAUGAGAUUUCUCAGGCCACUGCUGAAGUGGCUGCCAAUGGGCAAACCCAGGAAGUGAUGAGCACUGAUUGUCAGUUGGUCACCCAUUCAAUGCAAGUGGAGACCCCCAGCACGUCCCAGCCACCACCCAUGUCACGGUGCUUCGUGUGUGGCCUCAAUGUGUCCAACUCCACAGACCUCGGAGCACACUUAUGGAAGGAACACUUGCUGUUCAAUGAAGGCGAAUGUAAAAUUUGUGGAAAGGUUGUUAAUUCAAAAAUUGCAGCACAGAAGCAUCUUCUCUACCAUGCAGGAGAGCGGAAGCUGGAGUGUGCCACGUGUGGGGAGGGCUUUGCCUUCAAGCAGGACCUGUUGCUGCAUAAACGCAAAGUGCACGGACGUGGGAAGUCCUACAUGUGUGACGAGUGCGGCCGGGUCUUUCGUUGUAACGGGAACUUCAUCCGCCAUCUCCGUGUUGUACACAAAGGUCAAAGGCCACAUGUAUGCGAGUACUGUGGCCAGUGCUUUGCGGACGUGGGCAACCUGACACGACACCUGCGCCGCCACCUUGGUGUGGCCACCUUUCAGUGCAGCAAGUGCGAGGAGAAAUGUGAAACCUUGACUCAACUCAAACUGCACCUUCGGACUCACAUAGGUGUGAAACCUUUCGAAUGCAAGAUUUGCCAAAAGCGUUGCCGCAGCUUUUCCUCCAUACGUGCACACAUCGCAAAACACAAUGGGUGCCAGGCCUUCAAGUGCACUCUCUGCGAGUUUGUUACACCGGCCCGUCGCAAGAUGGAACAGCACAUGAAAAGCCACAAGCCAGACGAUGUCCCGGCCGACUGGGCGGUGGAGCAGACCACGAUGUUUAUUAAUCACGAACCACCCAAGCCCCAGGAAGGUGGCGCAACAUAGUUGUGCCAUCAACAUUUCAGAAUAUGGCAGCUGAAAUUCUCGUCUGCAGCAUCACAGAUAUGCAAUUUUUUCAUGUUUAUGUUAAUCUUGCAUUACUUUUUCCUUGCUAUAAUUAAUAAAUUGAGAGCUGACGAUGCUAAUGAGGAUUGUCGUAAUUAUGAAUACCAAAAAGAUGUAUUUGGCUAAUUCGGUGUGACUCAUGGGUUUAUGGGUUAAAUUAAUUUUGAUUGGGGAAAAAUGUUAAAUACAAACAGUAUAUAAAAGACUACUCUGUUCAAGUACAUUUGUAAUCAAGCAAGGUUUGAUCUGAAUUGUGUAUAAUUUUCCUAAAGUACCAGAGAUCUGAAUGAUGUAUACAGUUUAAAUAUGCCAUUAUAUAUAUUUUCACUGAGUUUAUUUUUUUGGGUUUAAUAAAAAGUGGUUAUUUUUGUUUGAA
This is a messenger RNA of Lethenteron reissneri (Far Eastern brook lamprey), 2402 nucleotides long. RefSeq names its product zinc finger and BTB domain-containing protein 16-like. Gene Ontology annotation, biological process: regulation of transcription by RNA polymerase II. The record is from RefSeq and is a predicted model, not a curated record. NCBI's taxonomy places the organism in Eukaryota, Metazoa, Chordata, Hyperoartia, Petromyzontiformes, Petromyzontidae. Gene Ontology annotation, molecular function: DNA-binding transcription factor activity, RNA polymerase II-specific; protein binding; RNA polymerase II cis-regulatory region sequence-specific DNA binding.